GUUUCCCGUGUUUAUCGCUAGAGAAGAAGUAUCGCGGAAGAGGGGAAAGGUUUCCUGACGGAUCACAAGGCUAAGCUAAUCAGCUAACUAAAUAGAACUACCCGUCUAGCCAGUAGAUAAAUCAGGUUUACCAGUUGGAUUGACACCCGUGACGAAGUAUCAAGAUGACAGCCGCACCUUACAACUACUCCUACAUCUUCAAAUACAUCAUCAUUGGUGAUAUGGGAGUAGGGAAGUCAUGUCUUCUCCACCAGUUCACAGAGAAAAAAUUCAUGGCAGACUGUCCUCACACCAUCGGGGUGGAGUUCGGGACAAGGAUCAUGGAGGUCAAUGGUCAGAAAGUGAAGCUGCAGAUCUGGGACACAGCCGGUCAGGAGCGCUUCAGGGCCGUCACCAGGUCCUACUACAGAGGGGCCGCAGGGGCCCUCAUGGUGUACGACAUCACCAGGAGAAGUACUUAUAAUCACUUGAGCAGCUGGUUAACAGAUGCCAGGAACCUGACCAACCCCAACACAGUCAUCAUUCUGAUCGGUAACAAGGCCGACCUGGAGGCUCAGAGGGAUGUGACGUACGAGGAGGCCAAACAGUUUGCUGAAGAGAAUGGUCUGCUGUUUCUUGAGGCCAGCGCAAAAACAGGGGAGAAUGUGGAAGAGGCCUUCCUGGAAGCAGCGAAGAGGAUAUACCAGAACAUCCAAGACGGCAGUCUGGACCUGAACGCUGCUGAGUCGGGAGUCCAGCACAAACCGUCUGCUCCGCCGGGAGGCCGCAUUAACACCGACAGCCAGCCGCCCAAAGAAGGCUGCAGCUGCUAACAACAGACAGGAACUACAGACCAAUAGAACAGACAGGUGGACGGACAGACGAAGACAGAAAGAUACGUACACAGAGAUCCACCAGGCACUGACAUGCUACUUAAGAGUGCGUCAAACAGAAUUUAGGUGGAUUACGUUCAACACGGUCCAACCAACCAUUUUGACUCCAAACCUGAGGUUAGUACUCAAGACAAAGAUUCGACCAUCCUUCACCCAAUCAGACAUCACUAGCUUUUGUUAAAUCACGACAUCCUCAACUAGAUCGAGAACCUAUCCAGCUGUCCAGUCAUUCUCAAGUUUGGAUCAGUUUUGGACAACUCCCAAAUCAGGACCCCUCCUGAAUCCCUGUCAAAAUGACAGUCCCAUUAUUAGGGGACAUUAUUGACUGCACGCAGGACCUCCAAAGUUUGGAGUGCUGUUGUCAUAUGAUGGAUCACAUUUCAAGAAUAUCCAGGUCACACAAGAAAAACCCUGAUGAAAAUAGAGAUACGAAGCCUGAAUCUGAAUCAACCUACAACCCAAAACUGGACUGCACUUCAACAAAAGGGCUCACAUAGAUUGAAAUCUGGACAUUGAAUUAGACAAAGCCUCGGCUUAUGAAGGAACUCUGAUCAAAGUCUAGUCAUCCUUACAAGCUUGCAUAUAUGCAGGUGGUGCGUCGUCCACAUUUCUUUUCUAACUUCAAAUUCGACUCCCGUCGUCCGAUACACAAAACAGUGGCAUAUGAGAAAAAUUAAGAUAUGACGCUUACAAUUGCACCAUCCUACAGCCUAAAUCUGAUCUAUACUCCACGAAAAAUCCAUACAAGCAACUUGGGACAUUCCUUUUGUGCAGAUCCGGAGCUUUGGCAUACUGGACUGCCCUUUUGUUUAAACUGAGACCACGUUCAUCCAUACAGUCUUGCUUGGCAAAAAGAUAGACGAGAAUGAGAACGUGCUUAGCCCGAAACCAGACAACUACCUUCCACUAACCUUGCCCCGUCUCAAGUGAGGAUAGUCCAUCCACCUUGGUCCUAAAGUGCAAGUCACCAAAAUUUCAACUCCGGACAUUCCUAUUGACAAAUUCAGGGCCAAAGGCUCAAGCUGGUCCAAAUCAAGGACCACCUUCUGUUCAAAUGUAGCUAUAUAAUCUAAUCUGCCAUGAAUCCAUAUCACCCAAAUUCUGAUCAUUGGUUGAAUCAAACUCUUAAAAAGUCUUGCUUCAAGUUCAUGAUUUAACAGAGUGGCGUUGAUGUCUGUAUUUGUCCUCGGGGGAGUUCCUCCUUCACAGAAAGCAUUUCUCGCUCAGUUUGAUUUCCUACAGCAACAUCUUACUUUCCCUUGUUUCUCAUGCAUUAACUUCCAAACAACACUCGUUAGAGGAACCGACUGCCCUCCGAACAUCUGACCCAUUGCCUUUACACCGUGUUGGUAAUGUGGAUCAGAAGACUCAUUUACACUGAAGUUGCUGAUGUGGACUUUUGAAUCUGUUGUUCUUGUGGUGGAAUGCGUAUCUGGACGUGUUCCUGUAGUGUUCCAGUUACCUGAAAUGAAGGUUUGUGGGGACUACUCCAUGCUUGGAACCAGUUAACUUCUUAAAUGUUCUUUGGCCAGCACUGGUUGACCAUCUAAAACAAAAGGCUGAGUUAUAAACGAAAGAUCUGCAGGUAGAAGGUUGCGGGUAUUCACAAGGCAGGGUGUGUCUCGAUGCAGACGGUACUAUGUUGGAUCCAAGGUGUUUGAGUUUGUCCCAUAUUAUGUACUAAAAGUCGACAUAUCUCUGGUUCAGUUUGGAUCAGUCUUUCUUUAACAUCUCUCGCAAGUUCCUUAACUGUAUAGAAGUGCGAUAAAAGCUUCACUGUACUUUGGUUUAAUCACGUCUAAAUCUCCAGAAGUACUCCCAUUAUUCACAGCUGUUAGGAGGGUUCACAGAAAAUAUUGGACCAAGGCCAAAGAACAUGGCUAGCAUCUCCAUAACGAUAAUGCACACAUUAUAUUGGACACAAUCUCAGAAUGACAUUUGGAAACUUGGGAGCUGACCCGCAUUAAGACCAUUCCCGACCAAAUUCGACUGAAUAUUCUGUCACUAUGUACCCAGUGGAUCCCUAAAGAACUCUCAGAAACGUUUGUUCACACAGGAACAGAAAAGAAAACAUCUCCUAAUCUCCACCUUUUGUCUUUUUUAAAUAAAAAAAACUAAAACAUCUCAACUCAAUAACCCAAGGUUAAUUAAGGUUCUUAUGGAACGAUAAACCAACUGAUCUGAUGAAGCUGAUGAUGAAGAAUAAAAUGACCUACCUGAACCAGAAUGUCACUACCGGUCCUGCAGGGGAUCAAGUUCAGGAUAGAUUUUUAUUAAAAUGUUUCUUGUUCAUGUUGAUUUUUGUUUUCUAACAUGUUUUCAAAAAUAUAUUUACAUUAUAUUUUCGGUGUCACAGCUCCCUCUAGUGGCCAUGCUUUGUGUCCCUCCUGGUUGAGUGCGUAUUGAGGGAAAGGUAAAAGUGGAAGCAACACAGAUUCUUUUAAUUUAUUGCUACCUUUACGUGUUUUGUAUGUUUAGUUUUCUUUUAAACACCUGGGUUUAAUCUGCGUUCUGGUUCUUAAAAGCGGAAUAAGGAGAAGAUGUGCAACCAAAUAUCUUAGAGAAAUAUAGAGUGGUGCAGUGAUGGUGCAUUUUUGAAGGCCAACCCAGAAGUUAGCUUCGCAAGGUGUCCCUCAAAAAAGCCAAUGGUAUUUUUCCAAUUGGAUUCCGGCAUAUUGCAGAAAACAAGCUCCCGUGGCAAACACAUACGGUGGUAUUUAUCUGAUUUGGUUCUGCAGCAUAUCCUCCACAUAUUUACACCACGGUUUCAGUUUGAAGCUUGAAUGCUAUAAACGAACUGCAUCACAUUCACCUGGCCGUGCAUCACAACCGCUAAGCUAAAGGCGGACUUGUUCUCAUUUAGACACUUGUUAGCAUCUGCUAUUUUCAUGACACACAAGCUUCGGACAUUCAACAGUGGGGUAUUUACUGACGUGUUUUAUGUUGCAAAACAAGUCAAUCUCUUCAGCUUGAGUUAACCACAGACCUUGUUUCAGGCUUCUUACCGCAAACACAUUCGAAAAACCAUUGACCUCAAAACGAGGGAACCAGAAAGUCAUUUCCGGGGUGCACCACUCUAUUCUGACAUUAUCUUACCUUCCAAAAGUUUCUUUCUUUUACGCGUGAUCUGACGGAGCCUUGACAUCCCAAAUGCUUUCAUCAACUUAAUGAUUAAAUGUAAAAUGAAUAAAUGGGGAUUGUAGCAUGUGAUCCUUGCGCUACAUGAUCCAGUUCUCCCAGUCUAUUUAACUGCAUCGGUCAGUAAAUGUUGUCCUUUGAGAAGCAUUCCAGCCCUAACUAGCUACAAAACACCAACAGAGUAGCUCUGCUCAACUUUAUCUUAUACUUUUUAAAUAUUUUAAAGCUGUAUUAUUUGAUUUCGUUGCAACUAGAGGGGAGAAAUAAACCAAAAGAAGCCCACAGAUGCGCGCACAGUAUAACAUGUAAUGUGUCAGUUGAUGGAUUCAGUGUUUUAAAAAAUAAAUCGAUUAAUACAGCUUUCACCUGAAACGACUCUGCUCUUAUUGAUGGAUAAACCAUACAUACACUAUGGAUCAGCUGGACAGAUGACUUUUUAUGUACAGUGUUUCUCCAGCAGGGAAAACACACUGAUGCAUUAUGGUCAUACUCAGUAAAGCUGAUUAAAUACUAGAAAGGAUUCGAGACAUUUUGGCUAUGGAGUCCCAGAAGUAACAAAUGUCACCAACAGGCUAUCUGAUGAAUCAAAGUAUAAUUCAAUAAAUAUUACGCUUUGUUACUUCUAAAUUCAAUUAAAAAAGCUCUACAUAGUUUGAACCUAUUUCGCUCCCACAUUUACAUUUUCUUUUCCUUUUUUAUUGCAAACAUUUCAUUAAUUAUUUAUCUACAUUACAUUUUUUAGUGUUGAGAAAAUUGGAACUAUAUAAACAUUACAUUAUGGUAAGGGGGAAAACAUCAAACUAAAUGAAACAAGCCAGUAAAAGGUAAAUGUACUGUGUUUUGAUUUAGGCAAAGAAAAAUGUACAAUUACGGGAAAAAAAGUCCCAAUGAGAUACCAUUUCAAAAUGUCUACUUUGCAAUCGAAACUUACGAGUUAAUAAAUAAAUAUGGAUUCACUUACUGGCUCAGAAUCAAGAUGAUGUUGAUUUUGUAUAAAAUUGUUGCCCUUUUUUAACCGUUUUUAUUUUUCCUUCACUGUUUUUUCUUGAUUGAUUUAUUUUGCUAGCAGAAAUGUAUUUCCUUUUUUUUCAAGUUUCUACACAAGGGGUCAUUUUUUCCCAGUUUGGGACUAAUAAAGUAUUUCUGAUUCUGAAGUUAGACUUUAGCCAUCUCAAAAUAAUUCUAUGAUUUAGAUGUUUUAUUGGUUUUAAUUGUUAUAUCAUUAAAGAACAUUAAGAUUUACACUGAUUUUAGAAAUAUAUACAUGACUUAGCUCUCUAUUCAACCUCCAUUUCUGAUAACUCAACAGAUAACUUGUUAGUGACGUUUGUCUCCUCUGGGACUCCGUACAACUGUGAUGUACUUCUAAAUGACAGUUUGUUGGUUUGAGGCUCUAACUAAGGAAGGAAGUCGUUUUCUUGCCCGGCUCACUGCAACCUCCUCUUUGAUACAGAUCUGGUUCAGAUUCAGGUCUGAUGGUCCUGCUCAGAUCUUGUGUCCAGUCACAAAAGAAUACUGCGAUAUUAUUAGGAUAAUAAAGUCAGUGCUUUUGUGUGUUUGGGCAUCGCUCUGGACUUCACUACAAGACAAUACAUAGAUUUGAACGGUGUCCAAAACCAUCUGAAGGAGAGUGAUUUUACUGUUCGCUGUGUCUGAUUGGAGGACAGUAGCCUUCUUGAAACACAUCACACUCAAAACACAAUAUUUUCGGACAUGUUGCUUAAUCAUUUAGAAACCUUCUCGCCGCAUUCACAGAGGGAGGAAAUGUGGUUUCUCGCUUGCACAAAAGUAAACUCAAGUCACUUUAUUUUUGAGUGGAAUAAACUAAUAAAUACAAUAUUUCUGCAUUAUAAAGUUCUGCCAUGACCGGCGCAGAAGAAGGAAAAAGCAUUUCAUUAAUAACACAAUGUUCAAAUAUGUAUUAAAACGCAACAGCUGUGCGAGUCCUGUAGGUGGCAGUGUUGUCGCAGCAUAAACGCCUUUUUUGAAAGAAACAUUUGAGGAAACAAAAUAAUUAAAUGAAACAAUACCUGACUUGAGUUACAGCUGAGAACAUCUACAACAUAGGCUACGGGUUUUUUCAUAACGAUAAAUGUACAUUUUGUUUUUAGAAUAAUAUCCUCUUUGUAAAAACAGCAUUAUAAACCCUUACACUAAUCUGCCAGUAGAGGCGCUGUUUAAAUUAAAAAAUAAUGAACCUUGAAAUUUUGGAUGUCUUAUUUAGCAAGAAUUCUCCACUCUUAUCCCUGCAGGCUGGCUGUAAAACGCUCUUUACAUUCUGUUCAUUUCUUCUUGAUAAUGUCUGUUGAUUUUAUGUCAUCUUAAGUAAAAUCAUGCUUUGAUUAUUUUGACUAUUUAUAUUCUAAAUCUGUAAUGAUUUUCUUCAGCUGUAGCUUAUUGUACUGUCGCGGUGAUUUCGUUUUUUGUAAAUAAAAUAUAUAUACUGUA
Molecule: messenger RNA, 6458 nt
Organism: Eleginops maclovinus (Patagonian blennie)
Lineage: Eukaryota; Metazoa; Chordata; Actinopteri; Perciformes; Eleginopidae
Product: ras-related protein Rab-14-like
Exons: 8
Coding region: 165-812 (215 amino acids)
Biological process (GO): Golgi to endosome transport; endocytic recycling; phagosome maturation
Cellular component (GO): Golgi apparatus; recycling endosome; trans-Golgi network
Molecular function (GO): GTP binding; GTPase activity
Source: RefSeq, a predicted model, not a curated record